CCAUCCUCCUCCGCCUCGCCCCUGCCCACCGCCCCCAGUCGCCGGAGCCGCCGAGCGCUCCCCAUCGUCUCUCCAUCCUCUUCCGUCCUUCCCGCCGCAACUCCGCCAGCUCCGGAGGAGGCAGAAGCGGAGCGAGGGGCGGGCGCCGGGGCCGCUGCCCGCUUCCCGGUGCGGGCAUCGCCGGGGGAGCGCGGAGCGCGGAGCGGAGCCCGGCGCCGCCUCCAUGUUCCAGCUGCCCAUCCUCAAUUUCAGCCCGCAGCAGGUGGCCGGGGUCUGCGAGACCCUGGAGGAGAGCGGGGACAUCGAGCGCCUGGGGCGCUUCCUCUGGUCCCUGCCCGUGGCCCCUGCCGCCUGCGAGGCCCUCAACAAGAACGAGUCGGUGCUGAGAGCCCGGGCCAUAGUGGCCUUCCACACGGGGAACUACCGGGAGCUCUACCACAUCCUGGAGAACCACAAGUUCACCAAGGAGUCUCACGCCAAACUGCAAGCGCUCUGGCUGGAAGCGCAUUACCAGGAGGCAGAGAAGCUGCGGGGCCGACCCCUGGGGCCGGUGGACAAGUACCGGGUGAGAAAGAAGUUCCCUCUGCCCCGCACCAUCUGGGACGGCGAGCAGAAGACACAUUGCUUCAAGGAGCGGACGAGGCAUUUGCUGCGGGAGUGGUACCUGCAGGACCCUUAUCCCAACCCCAGCAAAAAGCGGGAACUGGCUCAGGCCACCGGACUUACCCCCACGCAAGUGGGCAACUGGUUCAAAAACCGCAGGCAAAGGGACAGGGCGGCAGCCGCUAAGAACAGGCUGCAGCAGCAGGUCCUAACGCAGGGCUCGGUGCGCUCGCUGCAAGCGGAGGAGGAAAGCGGCGGGGAAGCGGGGGGGGCAGCCUCCAGCCCCGCAGCCAGCCUCUCCAGCAAAGCGGCCACCUCCGCCAUCUCCAUCACAUCCAGCGACAGUGAAUGUGACAUCUGACCCACCGCCACGGCAAUCCGCGGGCUGCGGGGAUGGGGGGGCAGCUAAGCGGUGCCCUCCGACACGGCCGGAGCAGCCGGGCUUACCACCAC
Neopsephotus bourkii (Bourke's parrot) is the source of this 1056-nucleotide messenger RNA. RefSeq names its product SIX homeobox 6 (gene SIX6). The transcript is spliced from 2 exons. Gene Ontology annotation, molecular function: DNA-binding transcription factor activity, RNA polymerase II-specific; RNA polymerase II cis-regulatory region sequence-specific DNA binding. Gene Ontology annotation, biological process: eye development; regulation of transcription by RNA polymerase II. Lineage: Eukaryota; Metazoa; Chordata; Aves; Psittaciformes; Psittacidae. The record is from RefSeq and is a predicted model, not a curated record. Bases 224 to 964 code for a protein of 246 amino acids. Gene Ontology annotation, cellular component: transcription regulator complex; nucleus.